UGAAUAAAAAAAGAGAAACAAAAUCAAAAUUGGAAAGAUCCAUGACAAGAAAAGAACAAUUCGUAAUCAAUGCGCUUAAUUUAUGAGAAGCGAAUUGAAAUGCAGUUGGUAUGCAAUGAAAAUAUGCUAUUGAUAAAAGCACAAAAACUCAAUUUAUUGUUAUAGCUUGUUUGGUUAUUCUCUAUUGAUUUGUGUAAAUGUGUAAAAAAUUUAGGAAACCUUCUUCCGCACAUAGACAAAAAAAUACCGAACUUUAUUUCGUUUGAUUUCCUUCUUUGCACACGGUUCAUUAUUACUGUUUGGGUUUUAGUGUAUCUAUAUAAUACCCAAUACACCCGAUCAACAACUCUCACCCUCUCUAACCGAAUCUCAUUCAUCUCGUGACUUGAAUCCAUGCCAAGCAUUUGAGAAAGAGAGUACACAACUAAAUAAGAAAAAAAGAACACAACCGAUUGAAUUCAAACAACAACAAGAGAAAUUCGUUAAAGGAUCACAAGCAGUAGAUGAAAAACUUUUGUUUAAUUUGAAAUAAUUCUUUGUGAACCAAAGACAUCAACAUCCAACGAAAUAAAAAAUUCACAAGCGUUACAAAAAAAAACACACACAACAACUGAUAAACACACUGCUUACAGUUGACAAAAAACUACAACCCCCAAUUUCGUUCGUAUUAUUCGUUUAGGAUUUUGUGUAAAAUCAAAUCACGGCCAACGAGAGCACAACUAUUUUGGUUUGAUGUGAAAAAGUGCUACAUGUUUUCGUUGUGCAAGAUAUAGAAAAAGUGCAGUUUUCUUAUUUGUAUCUCUGUACGUAUAUAUGACGUCGUUUUUGACUCCAAUAAGCUCUCUUAGAAAGCAUCUGCCACCAAAAACGAAAAGUGUGCGCUUUAGCAACAUUUUCAAUGGCAACAAGUUUCCUAUACUUGUCAUAUAUUUAGAGAGAGAGAGAGAGAUAGAGCAAAAAAAUUGCACAUCAACAUCCUGAGCCGAGCUGAGCCGAGACAAAACCGAAAACAAUACACAAAAAAUCAAGAACGAAACAAGAAAAGUUUUCGUAAAUGUGAAUGUAUAUGUAUUGUGUUUUUCAACGACAAAAAAAAAACAGAGAACGAAAUAACAAAACAACAGAAAGCACUAAGAAACAUCAAAGACAAAAAUAGAUAAAGAACAUAGAGAGAGAGAGAGAGAGAGAGAGAGAGAGAGAGAGAGAGAGAGAAAGUACGUCGAACAAAAGAUUGAAAAUACACAGUGAGUGAGAUAAAUUUAAUAACUCAACUAACAAUCGAAUUUAUACUUUAGAGAAUUGAAACUAAAAAAGGGCAAACACAAGAAAAAAAGUUUUACAAAAGGGAGAGAAAAAAAUCGACAAAAGACCAGUGGCAGCAUCAAUAAAAAAAUCUUCCUCCCCAAAGAAACAAAGAAGAAGUAAAAUGUUAUUUCAGUGCAACGUCUGCUUCUAUUCACUUACCAACUGGUGAAAACUCAUUCGUUCAAUCGAAAGAGAUAGAAAAAAUAUUGUUAAAAUAAAAGUGCUCAGCCACACUCAACAUACACCGAAAGCACUUUGCUUCAACGGUGACUUUUUUAGUGAUGGUGAUGGAGUUUCCAUAAAAAACAUAUUAAAGACAGCAGUGAAAAAACAACAACACAAAAAUCAAAUCCCAAAACGAAAACAUCAAUCAAACAUUUUUUUUUUGAUAUUUUUCACAAAACUAUCGAUACUAUUAGAUAACUAACGAAAAGGCAAUAAAAACAAUAACUAUUGCUACAAACCAUUUUGUAUGGCAGCAUAUUGCUAUUGACAGGAUAAGGCUGCUUACCCACAAAUAUAUUUAUAACAAGGUCCUAAUCAUCAUAACUAUUUAUUCGGAAUUUUCUUUUCUUCAUCAAAUAAACCACCAAUAUGAUGUCGCAACAAAGGAGCUUAGAAAAACUUCUCUACAUAAUACUAACAGCGAUGAUAGUCGUGCAAACAAGUGCGGCUCAACAGCAAAAAUUUAAAGUAACGCCACAUGAUUUACAAGUGCUGGAAGGUUCGGAAGCGGUUCUUCGUUGUGAAGUAUCAAAUUUAGCUGGACAGGUGCAAUGGACAAAGGACGGUUUUGCAUUAGGUUUUUCGGCCGUAAUACCGGGUUUUCCAAGAUAUUCUGUGCUAGGUGAUCGUUCGCAGGGCGUGUACAAUUUGCGAAUAUCAAACGCAUCACUGGAAGACGAUGCCGAAUAUCAGUGUCAAGUUGGACCAGCCAAAUUUAAUUCAGCUAUUCGCGCCAAUGCUAAAUUAACUGUGAUAUCUCCACCGUCAAAUACUGAAAUCCAAGGCUAUGGGCACAAUUCCAAAGUAGAGGUACGCGAAAAUCAAGACUUAACACUGACAUGUAUCGUUUCUGAUGCGAAACCAGCCGCUCAAAUCCAAUGGUAUCGAAAUAAUGUGGAAAUCAAAACAGAUCGCCGUGACGAUAAAGUAAUCGAAUCAAAUAAACGAUUUACAACGACAUCACGUCUCCAACUAUCACCAACACCCGACGAAGAUUACGUGGAAUACUCCUGUCAAGCAAAGCAUAAAGCUCUACAACCAGAUAUGCCAAUGAGAGCCACCGUUCAAUUAUCUGUUCUAUAUCCACCAGGAGCACCAUACAUUGAAGGAUACACAACCGGCGAAACAUUACGUCGCGGUCAAAACGUUGAACUUGUGUGUAAAAGUCGUGGCGGAAAUCCACCAGCCCAAUUGAUUUGGUAUAAGAAUGGCGUACAAGUUCGCAUGGCAUAUAGGACCUCGGGUAGAAUAUCGGAAAAUAUUUACUCGUUUACAGCUGAAGCCAAUGACAAUAAAGCACGUUUUCGAUGUGAAGCCAGCAAUAUUAUGUCACAAACACCGCUGAAAGCUGAAGUUGAUUUAACCGUUAUGUUUGCACCAACUCAUGUGACUAUAACGGGCGCAACGGAAGCUCGAGUUGGUGACGUUGUACCACUACAAUGUGCAACGGCACCAUCAAAUCCACCGGCUGAAAUAAAAUGGAUGGUUGCUGGAAAACAAAUACGAAAUGCUACUUCAAAAACAGUUGUUUCACCUGAAGGCGGCUGGGUGACCACAUCCAAUAUAACGGCUCUAGUUGAACCAAACAAACGAUCAUUAGUGGUAAUCUGUCAUGGGCUAAAUAUGCAACUCACUGAGAAUGUUGUAUCAACGCACACCGUUAAUGUUUUAUAUCCACCAUCCUCACCAAUAAUAUCUGGUUAUGUCGAGGGUUCAAUUAUACCCGCGGGAUCUAUACAAAAGUUAGUUUGUAUAUCGUCUGGUGGCAACCCGUUAGCAACGUUACAAUGGUACAAGAAUGAUAAAAAGAUAAAUUCAGCGCUGAAAACAAACGAUAAAUCCGUUUCGGCUGAAAUCAACAUUUUGGCAAAUGUCACCGACAAUCAGGCGAUUUAUAAAUGUGAGGCGCAUAAUAGUGCUACUGAAAUUCCAUUAUUUGAGACGAAAACACUCAGUGUUCACUUCGCUCCGGAAACCGUUAAAAUUCGUGUUGAACCAGCUGAACUGGUACCAGGUGUGGAAGCAACACUCAUUUGUGAUUCAAGCUCAAGCAAUCCGCCGGCAAAAUUAAGUUGGUGGAAAGAUGGUAUACCCGUACCCGUUGAAGGUAUAAACAAUGCAUCAAAAGCAGGACUAUGGGGUGGCACUGUUUCGUCGCUCGAAUUGAAAAUCAAUGUGACACAGGAAAUGAAUGGUAUUGUGUACACGUGUCAAAGUAACAAUGAGGCACUACAACGAAGCGUUCACGAAGCUCAGGCACUACAAGUUCUAUAUCCACCAGUAUUCGUUCCACCGCCAUCAGCAAAAGUUGUUGGAAUUGAAGGCGAAUCAUUGCAAGCAGCCGUACAAGCGCACGCAAAUCCAAUGUCAAUCACUUACACAUGGAUGAAAGACGGUUUACCGAUCAUAAACAAUGGCGAACGCAUCGUAUCUGAUGGACCCGUUUUAAAUAUAACCAAAUUAACUCGUAGCGAUACAGGCAAUUACACAGCAAAAGCUUCGAAUUCACAAGGAUCGGCCACAGUGAAUAUUUAUGUUUUCGUUGAAUAUGGUACAACAAUUAAAGCCGUUUCAGAGAAUGUUAUUGGAAAACCCGGUGAUGAUGCCACACUAUCAUGUACUGUCGAAGGUCAACCACUGAGUGCAGAGCAUGUACGAUGGGAACGCUUAGGCUAUGACAUGAGCGAAAAGACCAAAGUUACCUUUGUAAAUGGCACUUCCUACCUUACGAUAAAGGAUGCCCAACGUGAGGAUGUUGGUAAUUUCCGUUGUAUAGCCGAUAAUCGUGUUGCGAAUCCAACAAGUCGAGACGUUUUGCUCAUUGUCAAAUUUGCACCAGAAAUCGAUAAAACCAUUUUGCGUGCGGCAAGCGGUGAAAAUGAACGUGGUCGAUUGCCAUGCCGUGCCCAGGCCGCACCAAUGGCAAAGUUCGUGUGGACAUACAAUGGUCAAAAUUUAAAUGUGAAUAAAACAUGGAAAUACAAUGUUGAAUUGAAACAAAUUGAUCCAUUGACCUAUGAAUCAACGUUGUUAAUCGAAAAAGUCGGCAAAAAUGAUUAUGGUAAUUAUGAGUGUAUGGCGCGAAAUGAAUUGGGUGUAUCGAAGGAAAAUGUUCGAUUAGAAGUAACAUCAAAACCAGACACACCGCAGAGCCUCAACAUAUUGAAUACAACGCAUGAUUCGGUGACAGUUGCUUGGACGCCCGGUUUUGAUGGUGGCAUGAAAGCCAGCUAUCGUAUACGAUACCGCGAAAUGAACAGUGAACAUUAUAAAUACGAGGAUGGAUUACCAAAUAGUCUCAAAUUAACAAUUACCGGUCUGAAAAUGAAUACGGUGUAUUUAUUCUCGGUGAUGGCAUCAAAUCAUUUGGGAAACAGCAACUACUUACCGGAUUUGACAAGAGCACAAACUAAAGAUGCACCGCCAACAGGUCAACCAGCAUCGUCACUCGGUGGACCACCAACAACCAGUGCAACACCGACGCAUGCCAUAUCAGGCACAUUACUGAUUGUCGGCAUUGCGUGUGGCACAUUAUUAGUGUUAAUUAACAUACUUAUAAUCGGAUGUUGUCUUCACAAACGCAAUACCAAACAAAUCAAACGAGAAGCUUCAAAUCAAAACAGCAAAUCAGCCACCAUUGAAAUGUAUGCACCGAGCUCGUACAAUGACACUGUAACCGGCGAAACUCUCUCAAGUGUAUCGGAAAAAAGUGAUUCAUAUUCGAAUGAAGGAAGUCAACCAGAUUAUAUGGAUGAAACUCGCAAAAAGGCUGCAUCAACGUAUUUGGUAGAAAAUUCGGAUAUACCACCACCCCGUUAUCAGGAUGGCACAUUGCCCAUGAAUUAUCCAAAUAAUACUGCAAACUCAGUUAAUACGCGGACGUUGCCUCAUCCCCGACACAAUAGCCAUGUCAUCGAUCCAAGAGCACGAGAUGAUCAAAUGCUUGGCAAAGGAUAUAUGCCAUCACCAUCACCUGCAUUGCCAUUAGACGGAUCUUACUAUAAUAUGAACAGUGAUCGCUAUUUAUCGUAUCCACCAAUGGAUUAUCCAAAUGUGGAAUUUUCAACGCCACCAUUACAAAUGACACACAUAAUGCCAAUAAAUGGUACGAUUAUGAAUGCGGGCGGCGGAACAUUACGGCGUGGUGCUGGUGGUAUGCGCGCAAUGGUACCACCACCGGAUGUAACGCAUCACACAACAAAUCAUUCAAAGUCAACACACGAUCUAAACAAUUCGAUUAAUCAAAAUGUUUCACAACAAACACUAAAUAAUCAUAGUAAUAAGUCAUCCCAAUUAUCAUCAAAUAACAGUAGCAUGACCACAUCAACGAAACAACCACCGGGUAUUUUAAAAGAUCCAAAUCGUAAGCAACAACAGCAACAGCAACAACAACAGCAAAUGCUCGCACAUCCAAAUAUGCAAAUAUUGAAUGUGCAAAAUGCGCCAGGUAUUGGUAACAGCCUGUUGAUGACCAGCACCGGUAGCACGAUCGGCGUCGGUACAUACGAACCAAAUCCGCAUAAUUUAAGUUCAUUCAAUGCAUCAAUGGGCUAUACAGAUGCUGAUGGUCAUCUUGUGUGAAUAUUUCACUAAACGAAAAAAAAACAAUACUACAUUUAAAUUUAUUUGAGGGAAAAAUAAAAAAAAGUGUUAUAUUGCUUUAGAUAAUUGAAUUAGCCACGUAUAGCUCGUAAUGGCAACACAAAAAAGACAAUUUACAAAGAUACGUAUUAAUAAGGAAAUACUUGUGAAGAGAUUAAGUGAAUAAAAAUAUAAAAAAUAAUAAUACACGCAAAAAAAAACGAUUGAAUGAAAGUAAUGAUUUUAUGUGUGUUUGAUCGCAGCGCGUUGAGUGUGUCGGAAAGCGAUACGUUAUUCAGUCAUACAUACAUCGAAACUAUGUUCAGUUGAAAUUGUUUUUUCUAUUGUAUAUGAUAUAUAAAUGAAAUGUGCAUAAAAUUCAAAUGAUUUUCCUUUACUUAUCAAUGCAAAACUAAAACAAUUACAUUUUUAUGCCCUCUCAAAUUGUCCAUCCCCAAAUACAAUCUAUCUAUAUACUAUCUUAUCCCAGUGUGUGUAUCAACGCAUAGCUUUCCAAACAUUCUCAUUUCAAAUCUUAAAAAAACAUGUAUUUACAAAUAGAUAAAAAAAUGCUCUUCUUGUAGACAAACAAACACACACAAAAUAUGAAUACAUUCAUUAAUAGUGAGUUAAUAAACAUUUAAACACAAAAUAGAACUCAACCGACCCAAAAAAAAUACACAAACAAUAGAUUUACGAAUCGAAAAUCAAACUGAAUUGUGUAAAAUGUAAUAACAGAUUAGCAAUUGCUAAUUUGGCACGACAUUAAAGGGAAAAAAAAAACAAAAACAAAAUAAUUUUUACAAAUAAGAUUAAGAUGGUAAAACUUGAAAAAGGCCAUCGAGUCAUAAACAUAAUAAUCAUAUACAACAGCCGAUGAUUGAUGAUUUAAAAAAAAUCAAACACAUUUAACAAAGAAACUCAUUAAUUGUUAUCAACAUAAGUAAGAUUAAACAUUUUAAAAUUUAAAAACCGAUUGGAAACAAUUGGACAUUUCUACUUUAAGAUGAAACCGUAAUCAAAUUACGUAGCUACUCAGAAAAUUGGGAGAGAAAAGAAAAACAAGAACUUUAAAGAACUUUUAAACGCCAGUGAAAAGAGAUUCCUUUUUUUAAAUAAUUGUUCUUUGUUUUCGGAAAUCCCGUUCUUGUUUAUAUGUAUCCUGAAACAGUGAAACCAUACCACUGCCGAAUUUCGUUUCUUUUUUGUUAAGAAAUUGCUUCUCCCAUUCAACAACAAAAAAAAACUGUAAAAUAUGGAGAACACAGAGCAAAAACACAAUAACAGACAUUUAAACAGAAAAAAAUAGCUAAGAUUUUAUUAGAAGCUUUUGUCUCGCGUAAAUGAUGCGUUAAUGACUGUAAAUAAAAAGUAAAUAAGUAACAAAAUGAGAUUUAACCGAAAAGAAAUGGAAACACUAGUUUUAGAAUAAAAUUCAAUUUUUGUUAGUUGAUAAACUAAGAGGGGGCGGUGUCGUGCGAAUAAAAACCGCUCAUCAACACACACACAAACAAACAUAAGCUAAUCAAUAAUAUAACAUUUGUAAAUAGUAAUUUAACUCAUUUUUAACAAAAAAAAAAAAAAAGAAAAUUGAUUAUUAACUUAAAAGACGAAGAAAAAAAACAAACAAAAGUGUGGAAGACAGGGAAUGGGCCUUUUUUUCGUGGUGAAUAUCAAAAUAAUAUAAUAAAAUAUGCGAUACAUAACGCACAUCCAAAGAAAUCACCAAAAAAAUGUACCAUUCAAAUGACUAUUCUUCAAUCCGUCUCCUUCACAACAAAAACAACAACAACAACAUGAAUCAAACAGAUCUAAUUAUUAUUAUUCAAUUGUAUGGUUUUAAAACUUUUUAUUUUUGUUUAAUUUUUCUUUUAUGUCGUCUGUGUCGUUAUCGUCGUCAUAGAGAUCAAACUCAAACACAAAACAAUUCAUAAAACACUAAACUCUAAUUCAAAUUGAUAUAGAUUACAAGUAAAUGGAUACAUUAAUUAAUUUUUUUCGUCUCUCUUUA
Messenger RNA from Contarinia nasturtii (swede midge), 8122 nucleotides. RefSeq names its product nephrin (gene sns). The coding region runs from base 1900 to 6111 and encodes 1403 amino acids. Gene Ontology annotation, cellular component: cell-cell junction. Gene Ontology annotation, biological process: cell-cell adhesion. The record is from RefSeq and is a predicted model, not a curated record. The transcript is spliced from 22 exons. Gene Ontology annotation, molecular function: cell adhesion molecule binding. Lineage: Eukaryota; Metazoa; Arthropoda; Insecta; Diptera; Cecidomyiidae.